Cyprinus carpio (common carp) is the source of this 933-nucleotide messenger RNA. It is a transcript of the gene msgn1, whose product is annotated as mesogenin 1. The record is from RefSeq and is a predicted model, not a curated record. Gene Ontology annotation, molecular function: protein dimerization activity; DNA-binding transcription factor activity, RNA polymerase II-specific; RNA polymerase II cis-regulatory region sequence-specific DNA binding. Gene Ontology annotation, biological process: regulation of transcription by RNA polymerase II; mesoderm formation. NCBI's taxonomy places the organism in Eukaryota, Metazoa, Chordata, Actinopteri, Cypriniformes, Cyprinidae. Gene Ontology annotation, cellular component: nucleus.
AUUGUCGUCGCGUCGACUUAAAGAGUCAUUUCCCACAAAAGGGAAUCUAACUAUUUUCUUUUCUCCUUCUCAUUAUCCGCCAGCAACGCGUUAUUCGCACGUGGGUGGCAAGCGCGCGGCCGCCUCUUUGAACUCCGCGCUCGUGAAGUCGCUAUAAAAGCGGCGAAGUUCGGCUUUUGCGCAUCUUCUCGCGGAUAUGGCGCAGAUCGACGUCGACGCGUUCACUGCCCAGGUUCUGUCCCACUGGGACUGGAGCGGAGAGGACAGGGCGUUCGGAGACGCGUCCUCGCCGGAGUCCGGACACAAGGACGAGCAGCACAAGCCCAAAGUGAAGAUGAGCGUGAAGAGGAGGAUGAAGGCCAGCGAGCGCGAGAAGCUGCGCAUGCGCAGUCUGGCGGAGGCGCUGCAUCAGCUCCGCGAGUAUCUUCCUCCGGACUACAGCCGCGGAGCGCAGCCGCUCACGAAGAUCCAGACGCUCAAAUACACCAUCCGGUACAUCAAAGAGCUCUCCAGCAUCCUCGAGCAGCAGAUCUGACCGCGCCGUUGCUAUGGGAACGUUCCGAACGCGUGUUGGCCGGCGGUGGAAACAUUGUAUCAUUUUGUAACAUCAUUGUGGGAAUGUUACUUCCGGAUGAUCGGAAACGUUUGAUGAGCGUCCCGCGUCGCCAAGCAGUGCUCCGCGUCUCUGAGAACAGUGAACGAGUGUUCUGUCAACGUUACUGGAAUGUGAACGUUCUGAGAACAGUGAACGUAUUGAGAACAGCUGCUGUUGUACAGAUGAAUGUUUUCUGUGUUUGUGUGUUUGUUCAUCCACUCUUAUGAUUCUACUCGGAUGUAAAUAUUUCUUGCUGAUGCUUGAGUGGAGCGUCGGUGUCUAAUAUUAAGAGCGUCUUCUAAACUGGAAUAGCAGAAUAAACGUUUUGUUCGUGUUGA